Phoenix dactylifera (date palm) is the source of this 821-nucleotide messenger RNA. RefSeq names its product universal stress protein A-like protein. Lineage: Eukaryota; Viridiplantae; Streptophyta; Magnoliopsida; Arecales; Arecaceae. The record is from RefSeq and is a predicted model, not a curated record.
GCGUUACGCUUUCCAUUUCCCCUUCCUUUCCUACAAAUAGCGUAAAAGAAGGAAGCUACCUCCCUCACAUGGCACAUUGGAUAGACUGAGGAAAAAAAAUAAAAGUAAGAAGAAAGAACGCGAGAGCGAAGGCAAGGUAAGGUGAGCGGAAGGAAUCGAUCAAUGGCAGGGGGCGAGGGAGAGAGCACGAAGAAGAGGGCGAUGGUGGCCAUCGACGAGAGCGAGUGCAGCCACCACGCCCUGGAUUGGGCCCUCGCCAAUCUCCGCGAUUCCCUCUCCUCCCCUCUCAUCAUUUUCACCGUCCAGCCCCUCCAGAGUAUCAGCAUCCUCGCUGCUGCAUCCUACGGCUCUCCCGCCCCCGAGUUGAUUCGGUCGGUGCAGGAACACCAGCAGAAGGUUUCGGUUGCUCUCUUGGAGAAGGCAAAGGAGAUCUGUUCUGAGCGCGGGGUAGUAGCAGAAACAAUUACAGAGGUGGGAGAUCCUAAAGAAGCCAUAUGCCAAGCAGUUGAAAAGUUUGAUGUCAAUUUGCUUAUUUUGGGUAAUCAGGGUAAAGGAACCUUACAGAGGGCUUUCCUUGGGAGCGUGAGCAACUACUGUGUGCAUAAUGCCAAGUGUCCUGUCCUUGUUGUAAAGAAAUCAGAGUAAAUAUUUCUUCUUUCUGAGUUAAACUUUGAUGUAAUGUCAUGGAGAACUUUCCUCCAGCAUAUUUGAUGGGAAUAAAUCUUCUGUGAUUUGGUAUUUGCCAUUAUCGGCAUGACCAUCCUUAUCAAUGUUUUACAUUGGAUUAAAUUUGAUUCAAUCACAUAGUUUUUCUGUGUUCA